AUGAAUCCGCCAGACACAGGGGCUCAGGCUGCGACGCCGGAGACUGGAGCCCCAAGGAUGGCGCACCUGCUGGGCAGCCCGGCCUGCAUGGACAGCCUACGCAAGGACCUCACCGACCUGCAGGGCGCCAUCGUCGACGUGUUCUCUCGCGCCGGGCCCGUGCGCUUCCCCUCCUGGAAGUUCCCCGACCGUGUGGCCUGUGACCUGGACAUGGUGGCCCUGCUGGAACACUACGACCACGUGCCAGGCGACCCCGAGUUCACGCAGCUGGCCCAUGCUGUGCUGCUGGAGCUGGUCAUCGACAGGCUCCUGCUGCUGCUUCAGAGCUGCGCGAGCUACCUGGAGACCCUAACCUUGGAGCAGAUAGUGCCCCCAGCCCGGGCUACAGGGCCCUGCAUGUCCGUGGGGCUCACGGUACGACGCUUCUGGAACAGUCUGCUGAGGCUGGGCAUGCUCAGCCAGCAGGCAGCCCUCCAGAAAAGGGCAAACCAAGGAGAGACCCUCACCUCCGAGCCCACAGCCAAGGGCGAGCCAGCUGGGAGCCCGGAACUGGUAACCGCCCAGCUCAUCAAGCCGCCCUCCCCAGUGCCAGGUCUGUCCCAGGCCUGCCCAGAGCGGGACGGCCUCGCCAUCAGCGUCUCGCUGCAAUGUCCAGGCAGGACGGCCGUGAACACGAGGAGCAUCCACGCCCAGACUGUGGAGACGGCCCUGGUGCCCUGUGACGCGUGCACCAGUGUCCAGGGCAGCCUGCGGGAGGUGGGCAAGGUGCUCAUCAACCUGUGUCAGAGCCAGAACCUGCCCUCGUCGCUGGGCCGCUUCCAGCAGCUGGUACGGGACAGCAUGGGGCACAGGCCGCUGCCGGCCGCCACUGUGGGCCUCUGGGCGGCUGAGCAGAGCAAAGACCUGGCGCGCCUCGGCAAGCUUGUGGGGCCCCUGAGGGCCCAGCUGGAGGAGGCCGAGGGCCAGAAGGACGGGCUGAGGAUGCAGGUGGGCGAGCUGGAGCAGGCCCUGCUGCAGGAGCAGGGGGCGCGGCAGCGGCAGGCCGAGGAGGCCGAGCAGCGCCGGGCCCAGUGGGAUCGCGAGAGGCAGCAGCUGCUUGCAGAAACAAGUGACCUCAAGACGAAGGUCGCCAGCCUGGAGGGGGAGCUGAAGCAGCAGCGCGAGUCCACACAGGCCAUGGAGAGCAAGGCCCAGCAGCUGCAGGCGGAGGCUGAGCACCGGUUGGAGGCCGAGCGGCAGGUGCGGCAGCUGGAGCAGCAGGUGGAACUGCUGGCAGGGCGGUUGGAUGGGGCCAGCCAGCAGAUCCGCUGGGCCAGCACGGAGCUGGACAAGGAGAAGGCCCGUGUGGACAGCAUGGUCCGCCACCAGGAGUCCCUGCAGGCCAAACAGCGAGCCCUGCUGCAGCAGCUGGACAGCCUGGACCAGGAGCGUGAGGAGCUGCGGGGCAGCCUGGACGAGGCCGAGGCCCAGCGGGCCCACGUGGAGGAGCAGCUGCAGUGCGUGCAGGGCGAGAGGGAGCAGGGGCAGUGCCAGCUCCGGGCCCAGCAGGAGCUGCUGCAGAGCCUGCAGCGGGAGAAGCGAGGCCUGGAGCAGGCGACCACGGACCUGCGGCUGACCAUCUCGGAGCUGGAGCGGGAGCUCGCGGAGCUGAGGGAGCGGGAGAGGCUGCUGGUGGCCUUCCCGGACCUACACCGGCCCGCGGAGGCCCAGAUCCAAAGCUCUGGCGACGUCACGGACGACAUGGAGAGACAGGUGCAGGCCAACGACAUCCGCAUCCGGGUCCUGCAGGAGGAGAACGGGCGGCUGCGGUCCAUGCUGUCCAAGAUCCGGGAGGUGGCCCAGCAGGGGGGCCUCAAGCUGAUCCCUGAGGACCAGCUCUGGGCCCCUCCCGGCAAGGGAAUUCAGGGAGCGGAUCCCCCAGCCCAGGCCCCAAGGACGUCCCCAGGAGCCCCGGGCAGGCGGCACCCACCAGGCAGCAGGACAGCCAGCGCAGGCAGGACCCUGCCAGGCCAGCCCUGGGCAUCCCCGCCUCUGAGGCCCCACAGCCGGCCCGGCAAGUCCUCCCUGGAGGACGUGACCUACCCGACCAACUGUGCCCAGAACCCCAUUCGGGCCUUGGCCAGGCUGAGGAGGAGGCUGUCACCAGGCAGGGGCCAGGCCAGCCCGGCGCACCAGCCCCAGGAGCGGCCCACGUAA
Rangifer tarandus platyrhynchus (Svalbard reindeer) is the source of this 2196-nucleotide messenger RNA. NCBI's taxonomy places the organism in Eukaryota, Metazoa, Chordata, Mammalia, Artiodactyla, Cervidae. The record is from the annotation of a GenBank genome assembly.